AGAGAACCAAUUUCAUUCUUCACGAUAGAUAUUCCGUCUAGAAACCAUAUACAUAUCUUCCAUAGACCAUGCAUAUUCCGUGUACCAAGUUCUAUCCGUUCUUUGCCUGGUCGGGUACCCAUGUCACUUCACUGUACUUGUAGAAGUCCCAAAGAGUCAGAUGGCUCAAGAUUAGAGAAUGGCAGGCGUGGAGCAGAAAUUGCAUGGCAAGAACCAGGAGGAGCAUGGAAGACCCGGAGAUUCCCGUUGGGUAAGGGAUAUGAGGUCUUUGAUGCAGAGCUUCUUGGAGUGGUUCAAGCCCUCCAGGUAGCACAGAAGGCGGGAGAUCAGAGACCAGUCACUAUCCUACUGGACUCCCAAGCUGCCAUUGCAAGGCUGCAACAUACCCAGUCAGGGCCAGGUCAGGCGCUGGUGACCCAAGCACACACUAUCCAGCCUGCAAAGACAGGAUCAAGAGAGAUCUCACUGGCCUUUGCCGGCAGAGCCCGGACGGAGGCCAUUGCAGCACAGAAGCAGAGAUGGCCUGCCAGGAAGCUUGGCCAGCAAUCCCAACAGGGCCGAAGAACCUACAGGCCACAGAGGAACUGGCGACUUGACCCCUCAGCUGCAGUGGCUCCCAAACACUUGGCAAGCCGCUAUUUUCAACUGAAGUCAGGACAUGCCGCCAUUGGGACAUACUUGCACUGGAUUCAGGCCCAGGAAGACGCAACUUGUCAAGGAUGUGGGUCGUCAAGGGAGACAGUACACCAUCUUCUCUUUGAAUGCCGGCAAUGGCAACACCAACGAAACAGGCUCUACAAGGAUUUGGAGGCAGACGGGGUUAUGAGACCCACCAUUGCAGAGGAGCACCCACAAGGACGACUUCUAGGGGAGCCUAGAGCUACCAGGGCGCUGCUACAAUCCCUAGCCAACACCAGCAUAGGUCUGCCCCAGGGGCAUCUACAGCGGGCGGCAGAAAGAGCCUGGAAAGACGAGGAAUGGGGACUGGAAGCAUUGGAGGAAGCCAGUAGAACAGGAGAAGGGUAG
Molecule: messenger RNA, 1026 nt
Organism: Aspergillus glaucus CBS 516.65
Lineage: Eukaryota; Fungi; Ascomycota; Eurotiomycetes; Eurotiales; Aspergillaceae
Exons: 2
Coding region: 121-1026 (301 amino acids)
Molecular function (GO): nucleic acid binding
Source: RefSeq, a predicted model, not a curated record